Messenger RNA from Setaria italica (foxtail millet), 1453 nucleotides. RefSeq names its product cationic peroxidase SPC4. Bases 152 to 1204 code for a protein of 350 amino acids. The transcript is spliced from 2 exons. Lineage: Eukaryota; Viridiplantae; Streptophyta; Magnoliopsida; Poales; Poaceae. The record is from RefSeq and is a predicted model, not a curated record. Gene Ontology annotation, molecular function: peroxidase activity; heme binding. Gene Ontology annotation, biological process: hydrogen peroxide catabolic process; response to oxidative stress.
GACAGAGUUCAGAGCACGCCUCAAUGUGGUGGUCGUCGUCGUAGGCCAUGGAGAAUUAAGAAAUAGAUCCAUAACGGCAACGGCCCAUAAAUAACGCACGCGCGGCAUCACCCGUGCAAGCCACACACCAGCUGCAGGCAAGCAAAGCAAGAUGGCCAGCUCCAGCAGCAGAGUGGCCGUCCUCCUCCUUGCCAUCUCAUCUGCAGCCCUGUGCGCCGUCCUUUCGUCGGCCACCGUGACCGUGAACGAGCCCAUCGUGGACGGCCUCUCGUGGAGCUUCUACGACGCGUCGUGCCCCUCGGUGGAGGGCAUCGUGCGGUGGCACGUCACGGAGGCGCUCCGGCGCGACAUCGGCAUCGCCGCCGGACUCAUCCGCAUCUUCUUCCACGACUGCUUCCCGCAGGGUUGCGACGCUUCCGUGCUCCUGUCGGGUUCCAACAGCGAGCAGCUUGAGAUCCCCAACGUGACGCUGCGCCCCGCGGCGCUGAAGCUCAUCGACGACAUCCGCUCCGCCCUCCACCACGCGUGCGGCCCCAAGGUGUCGUGCGCCGACAUCACCACGCUCGCCACCAGGGACGCCGUCGUCGCGUCCGGAGGUCCCUACUUCGACGUCCCCCUCGGGCGCCGCGACGGCCUCGCGCCGGCGUCGAGCAACCUCGUCGGAACCCUGCCGGCCCCCUCCUUCGACGUGCCGACGCUGAUCGAGGCGUUCAAGAACCGCAGCCUGGACACGGCGGACCUGGUGGCGCUGUCCGGCGCGCACACCGUGGGGCUCAGCCACUGCAACUCCUUCAGCGACCGGCUGCCGCCCACCGCCGACGACACCAUGGACCCGGCCUUCAGGGAGAAGCUGACGGCCAAGUGCGCCAAGGACCCCAACGGGACGGUGGUGACGCAGGUGCUGGACGUGCGGACGCCCGACGCCUUCGACAACAAGUACUACUUCGACCUGAUCGCGAAGCAGGGGCUCUUCAAGUCGGACCAGGGCCUCAUCGACCACCCGGCCACCAAGCGCAUGGCCACCCGCUUCUCCCUCAACCAGGGCGCCUUCUUCGACCAGUUCGCAAGGUCCAUGGUGAAGAUGAGCCAGAUGGACGUGCUCACCGGCAACAAGGGAGAGAUCCGCCUCAACUGCGCCGUGCGCAACGCCAGGGCAUCAGGACUCCAGACCGCCGCCGACGAGGGGCUCGCCGCGGACGCCUGAUUAAUUAUUAUCUGUCAGCUAGUUUUGCUUGCCUGUGUAUAAUAAGCGUGUGCAUGCAGUUGUGGUGUUAGUCGGUUGCAAUAAGGAUGUGAGGACGAUCAUCUAGUCUAGUACACAAAUUGAAGGGAGAUUAUAUUUGGGUGUGGAAAACGGUCUUUCAGUUGUGUGAUCCCUUAAUUCCCUCCCUCUCCCCAGGGAUCUUUCAUCCUCUUUUUUCUUUCAAUAAAGGAAAUUUCAUUAGAUUUUAAG